Messenger RNA from Anopheles cruzii, 2812 nucleotides. RefSeq names its product RNA-binding protein 39 (gene Caper). Gene Ontology annotation, molecular function: RNA binding. The record is from RefSeq and is a predicted model, not a curated record. Lineage: Eukaryota; Metazoa; Arthropoda; Insecta; Diptera; Culicidae. The transcript has 4 exons. The coding region runs from base 166 to 1920 and encodes 584 amino acids. Gene Ontology annotation, cellular component: nucleus. Gene Ontology annotation, biological process: mRNA processing.
UCGUUGCAGCUCGCUCGCACUGUGAUUUUCGUUUGUGAAUUAUCUCCGUGAAUUAACUCCGUAAAGCAUUCUUUUUGGCACAAUUCUUGCCGGACGCCCAUCCGCUCACCGGAGUCACUAAAGUGCGGGCCCUGCCAAGUGAAUCGCUCACAGUUUUCGUGCGGAAUGAAAAGCAGCACGUUGUACGAUUCCGAAGACCAGCCACGAAAAGCACAUCUUUUUGACAAGAUGGCCGCCGAUGACGAGCUCAACGUUGAAGAGAUGCUAGAGGCACCGUACAAAAAGGAGGACGAAUCGUCUCCGGUAAACAAUGGCACCAGCAAUGGCGAGAAGAAAUCAAAGGAAAAUGGGCACAGCAAAUCAUCAUCCGGUCGCUCGCGAGACCGUGAUCGUGCCCGAGAACGUGAUCGUGAACGUGAGCGCGAAAAGGAUCGGGACAAGGAUGGCGGUGAAGGUCGCUCGCGAAAGGAGCGCUCUCGCUCACCGCGACCACGCGACAAGGAGCGUCGCCGAAGCAAAGACAAGGACCGCAGCAAAUCCCGUUCGCCUCGCCAAGAGCGCUCCAAGGAUCGCAAGGAUAAGGAGCGUGGAAAGGAGCGUGGGGUCGAUCACCACCACCAGCGUGUACCGGAGAAGCGACGAUCCCGUGACCGUGCAGCUCACGCCGACCGCCGCCGAUCUCGCGAGCGCGAUAACAACCGCCGCCGAAGCCGGUCGCGUGAACCGGGCCGACGGCGUCGAUCGAUGUCACCGAAACCUUUCAGACGGGGUGGACGAGGUCUUGGUUACGGUAACUUUCGGGGCGAUCGCUCUCCACCGGAAGAGAUCAGCCAAGAAGAUCGCGAUGCACGGACCGUAUUUUGUAUGCAACUAUCCCAGCGCAUCCGGGCCCGUGACCUCGAAGAGUUCUUUUCGAGUGUGGGAAAGGUGCGGGACGUUCGGUUGAUCACGUGCAACAAAACGAAACGGUUCAAGGGAAUCGCGUACAUCGAAUUUAAGGAUCCAGAGUCGGUCGCGCUAGCGCUCGGUUUGUCCGGCCAGCGGCUACUCGGUAUUCCGAUCAGCGUGCAGCACACGCAAGCCGAAAAGAAUCGCAUGGCCAAUCAGCCGCCGCCGCCCCCACCAAAGAACCCGGUCGGACCGAUGCGACUGUACGUGGGUUCGCUUCAUUUCAACAUCACCGAAGAUAUGCUGAGGGGCAUUUUCGAGCCAUUCGGGAAAAUCGAUAACAUUCAGCUGAUCAUGGACACGGACACGGGCCGCUCGAAAGGAUACGGAUUUAUCACCUUCCACAAUGCCGACGACGCAAAGAAAGCCCUGGAGCAGCUGAACGGUUUCGAGCUUGCCGGUCGCCCGAUGAAGGUUGGCAACGUGACCGAGCGACUGGAUGUGACCACACAUGCUUCACUCGACACAGACGAGAUGGAUCGUAGCGGUAUCGAACUCGGUGCCACGGGGCGAUUGCAGCUCAUGUUCAAACUAGCCGAAGGAGCUGGUCUCGCCGUGCCCCGCGCGGCCGCUGAUGCUCUGCUGGCGACCGCACCCCAGCCCAUUCCACAGCAACCCAUCCAACAGUCGCCUCCGAUUGCCACCCAGUGCUUCCUGCUGUCGAACAUGUUCGAUCCCAGCACGGAGACAAACCCGAGCUGGGACGUGGAGAUACAGGACGACGUCAUAGAGGAGUGCAAUAAGCACGGUGGAGUGCUGCACGUCUACGUCGAUAAACUGUCCCCCGCCGGCAAUGUGUACGUCAAGUGUCCCAACAUUGCGACGGCCGUGCUAGCUGUGAACGCACUGCACGGUCGGUGGUUCGCUGGACGCGUCAUCGGUGCGGCGUACGUGCCCCUGGUCAACUAUUACAACCUGUUCCCCGAUGCUGCCCAAUUGGUGACGCCCUUGCAACCGAAAAGAUUAGGUUGAACCACCAAAUGUGAAGUAGAGACGAGAGAUAACUCUCGCUUGAUAGUUUUGCUUGACUAACCGAAUUCGAAACUUUUGAUCGCUUUCAAAUGUGAACAGCAAUAGUCGUAUUCUCGCGACGACGGGUCUCUCGUGGGUUGUGUUGCAACCAAGCUACUAUAAAGGGGAACUGCUACGGAUCGAUUUCUUUUGAGUGUAACAUGUGAUAGGAGGUCGCAGAGCCACCCCAGCCCCAAGUACACCCUCUGUCGUGUGUAUUUACAACUAUUCGUUUGGUAGGAUGUUUGAAUGGCAUCAAAUUGAUUGCUAAUUUCGGAGCAUUCGAAAAAGGACAACAUGCCCCAUUCAUUGCAAAAUGCCUGUAUUAGGCAUUAGAGGUUCGCAGGUUGCGAAGUCUGUGUGUGGCAAGCAAUUGGGCGCGGUGUUAGUAACGUCGCGUUUUGUGUUUCGCGAUGUUCUUAGCAUGAAUUUUAAUAAGAGUAAGAAAAACAAUCUAACAACCACAGCCUUGUACAAAAGAUGCAUUGACCACUCUUCGAGUCCCGUGCAUCUCGUUGGGCGGGAAGCGGAUCGGAAAAAGCGCCGUCAAUUUCGUAUUUCGCUCGAACGUUAGUAAUAAAACACUUCACGUUGGGUUGGGUGUCGUGCUAAAGGGGCACACAAGAGGCAAAUGGUUUGAAGCACAGGAUUAAAGGUGUCAUUAAUUAUUAUUAUUAAGAUAGUGUUAGGAAUUUUAGGAUGACUAGGCGAGGUUCGCGCAGUGUACGGCCGAUGACGCUGUAGUUUGUGUGGAAACGAAAAUUAGCAGAAGCGAAUAAAAUCGGGGGUACUAUCGAGAAGAACGCGAUCGUUGUAUUUUUGUUGCCCGAAAACGAAACAAGAAAUAAAUUAA